AUGAUGCAAACGAGUAAAGUCGACGUUCAGAAUUUACCAACAUGCAACCCGUCUGCUCGAUCAAAUCGCAUAUGUAAAUUCGCUUCUAAACGAAAACUGACAUGCCUGAUUUAUUUCACUCUUAUUACUAUUUUAAUCGUAGUAGGUAGUAUCGUUUCGUUCUAUGUGGCCAGCAAGAGCUUGAAAAAGACGGCAAAAUCCACAAGCUCAUCGACUGUCGUCAAUAAACAGUUCGUAGUAACAACUGUAAUGACCGACGCAAGAUCACUGAUAAAGAAAGAUCUGCUACCACUUAUUACUCCCAAUGACACAAUCUACGGUGUAUACGAAGCAUUCAUGGGCUAUAAUAGUACAAUAGCAUUACCAUACACCAAUGGUACUGGUCAAUAUCAUUCUGACGAGUCACCAAGUAAUGCAUGUGAUGGAAACAUUGCCACAAAAUAUGUUAAUUUUGGCCGUUGUGCAGCUAAUACGCAGAUUUGUGGAUGUGGUUCACAAACGGGUUUGCAUAUCGAGUUAAAACGUAGUGCGCCACUGGUAACUGGAUUUCAAAUAUGCACAGGCGACGAUUAUCCUGGACGUGAUCCUAUCUUAGUGACACUGGAAGGAAGUAAUCAUUCAGGAACAGAUCUUCUUGUGGGUUUCAGCUGGUCUUUGAUCUAUGUUGGCGACAGUGAUCUAAAAUCUGAUACUGGGAGACGUAGAUGCGGUACGAUCCAAAUGUUCCCUAAUUCAAAUCGAUAUAAGAACUACCGAUUUCUUAUUUUGAGUGUACGACAAGUAUUGGACUGUGCUCAAUACUCCGAAUUGCAAUUAUAUGGAUACUAA
Messenger RNA from Adineta ricciae, 828 nucleotides. Lineage: Eukaryota; Metazoa; Rotifera; Eurotatoria; Adinetida; Adinetidae. The record is from the annotation of a GenBank genome assembly.